This is a messenger RNA of Diabrotica virgifera virgifera (western corn rootworm), 3383 nucleotides long. RefSeq names its product putative carbonic anhydrase 3. Gene Ontology annotation, molecular function: zinc ion binding; carbonate dehydratase activity. Lineage: Eukaryota; Metazoa; Arthropoda; Insecta; Coleoptera; Chrysomelidae. The coding region runs from base 234 to 1118 and encodes 294 amino acids. Gene Ontology annotation, cellular component: cytoplasm. The record is from RefSeq and is a predicted model, not a curated record. The transcript has 7 exons.
ACGCCGGUACACAAAUGAUUAAUCCUUUAAUCGAUACCCAAUCAAACAACCAGGUAUGUCAAUUAGUUGCUUUUUUUGCCCCGAUUGUCAAUUAGACACAUUCAGCUGUGGGCGUAUGCAGCGAUCAUCUCCACGCAGGGGCGAAUUGCCAAUAUAGUUCCUGCCUUCGCAGCGUUCUGACUCAGUUUUACAUACAGAGUGUUUGUUUGCGGAGUGGUACAGGCAUAGGCACGAUGGUGGCGAUUUAUUUCGUUUGCGUUCUGAUAACCGCAGAUAUUGUUGCUGGCUCGGACUGGAGAUAUCAGGAUGAAGGGCAUUGGGCUGCAUUGUGCCAGACUGGAUCAAAGCAGAGUCCCAUACCUCUAUCGAAAUCGAUAGCGGAAGAAGCUGAUUUUUCUCCAUACAGUUUAUUUGGUUACGGAAGGGAAACAGCUAUUUUGGUAAAAAAUAACGGUCAUUCAGCGGAAGUUCGGCUGAAAGUACGUGAUCCAAUACCAGAAAUAAGUGGAGGGGGGCUGCCAAAUGUUUUUCAGUUGGACCAUCUUCAUUUUCAUUGGCAAUCCGAACAUACUAUCGAUCGCUACAGAUUUCCUUUGGAAUUGCAUCUUGUUCACUAUGACAAAAAGUGGGCUAAUUUACAAGAAGGCUUAAAGCAUCCUGGUGGGGUAGCUGUGUUUGCUGUUUUAUUUGAUUUAUCGCCAGACAGCGAUCAAGACUUGGAUCCUCUUCUAAAUAAAAUAACAUCAUUGGUGACUAAGUUAAACGAACCAGAUGAAAUCGAUGGAUUUGUAAUCAAGAACUACUUACCCAGAGACUUGGCAGGUUAUUACAGAUAUGAUGGUUCCCUGACAACUCCAAAUUGCACUGAAGGCAUCAUCUGGACUGUGCUUACCAAUACCAUUCCUAUUUCAAAAGAACAGGUGAAAGUAUUUGAAAACAUGCGCACCGAUGACGAUUCAGUUCUAAAAGAAACCUUCCGGUCCCUCCAAGAGAUAAAUGAUAGGAAAGUGCUGCACAAAGUAAGUCCAGUGAGGAACAUGCCAGAUAGUGCAGUAACUACAAGCAUAUCAGCAGUUACGUUAUUAUUAGGUUCUUUGUGUAUAUAUUCAAACCAUUAAUAUUUAUAUUAUUCAUAUUGAAUACAAUUUAAAGGUACAUGAAAUUAACAUCUGUAGGAACAUUAACAUCUAUACUCGUAGGAACUAAAUUUUUAUCUUUAGACAUUCGAUUCUACCCUAAUAGAUUUCUGCUCUAUUUUUUCUAUCGAACAGUAACUGUUCGACCUGACCAAAAAAAGGUACUGGUUCGAAGAUUACCCUCCUAUUGUUUAUAACUUCGAAGCAAAAAUGCCGGUCAACUUUGACAGGUUGUAUCUCCGAACCACUCCUCACAAUUAAACUUUUUUUGCUUUAAAAAAAAGCGUACUUCUGCGUCCUUUCCAACACCGUUUCUUUAAUUAAUUUAAUUUAAUUCUAUAGUUGCCGAGAUAUUCUUUUUGUUUAUAAGCCAAAAAUUUGUUUAAAAAUUCCUGAAGGUGCUCAAAUAGUCCAAUUUCAAUUCCGUAAAGUUCGUUAGAUAGGUACCUACCUACCUACAGUUGAGUCCGCGAAUCUUUACCCGUGCGUCAUCAUUUAAAGCAUACGAAAUAAGUCGAUGAUACGUCGGAAAUUGAAAUUUACUAAACGCAACAGCAAGUGACAGUAAGUGACUUGCUGUUGCGUUUAGUAAAUUUCAAUUUCCGACUUAUCAUCAAGUUAUUUCGUAUGCUUUAAAUGAUGACGCACGGGUAAAGAUUCGCGGACUCAACUGUAGGUAUAGUGCCUUUCUAUACGAAAAUCAUAGUUAUUGUGGUGUAUGAUAAUAAUUCUGGUUAUUAUUGCGCCUAUAAAUUUUUAAUUAAAAAUUUAAUUCUUGCUAAACUAUUUGCUAGAUUGUCGCCGGCUUCCGGAAAUAUAAUCUACUACAAAAAAGCUUUUUAUGUUACCAAGCUAUUUAAUUAUCGAUAAAUAAUUACUUUCCUAAAAUUUUAUUUAAAAAUUGAAGAUUUUGUUGCGAAAACCCGGAUUUUCCGAGGAAUAUUUUCGUCAACGGAAAUCGGAAAAAAAUAUCUCUCUGCAAAAUUAAAUUACGGUGAAUUUUUAUUGGAGUGUUUUUGAUGUAAAGUUAAAAUAUUUGGAGUUACAGAGCAAUAAUUAAAAAAAAAGAAGAUUUCGGAGCGGUAAUUUGUUUAUAAACAAAAUAGCACACUUUCUGCGAACUUUGCCUACCGAUAUUACUAAUAUAUGCAACCUUAAGAUUCGAUUCCAGCAAUAAAAUUGCUGGUAUAUAACUUCUCCCAAAAAUGGCCUAUUUUCCGACAAUCUUCCCGGACUAUUAGGUUUGUUUUCGAUUGCUCUAUAGAUGUCUCUUAUCUGAAAAGUUAUAUAUUUAUUUGAUAUUAUGUUGUUUUGAGUACGUUAUUUUUUUAAUAUUUAAUGAAUGUGAUGUAUCAUUUAGUCCACUAUUUUAUUUUAAAUUCUUUUGAAUAUUAUGUAUAGAACUAUUUAUUUAUUUUUAUUUUUUCUUUUUCUUUAUGCUUGUCCUGCUACUAUCAUAGACCUGAAUCCCCCGUAUGAAAAAAAAGUUGAUUAAUAGCAAGCUGAAAAUUUGUUAAUAGCUUAACGGUGUCUAGUCGGACAAACUUUGAUAUACGGGAACACUUGGAACAGGGGAAGUUUUAAUUGUGGAACAAGUUAAUAAUUUGGAACGUCAGAUUACGAAAACGUACCAUGUAUUUUGUCGGACAGAAGAUCCAAUUUAUUACCCUUUCAAUAAACUCUUACGCAAAAAUCAGACUGCUAUUACUAACCAACAUGAUUCCUGUCAUUUGACAUGUUCUGUGUCUUCCACUCAUUAAAAUGCCCAGUUGGUGAUAAACACCAAUCUGAUUUUUGCAUGAGAGUUUAAUGAAAUGGUAACAAAUCAAUUGGAAGUUCUGUCCGACAAAAUACAUGGAACCUUUUCGUAGGCUGACGUUCCAAAUUUUUAACCUGUUCCACAAUUAAAACUUCCCCUGUUACAGUGUUCCCAUACAUCAAAGUUUGUCCGACUAGACAUCGUUAAGCUAUUAACAAAUUUUCAGCUUGCUAUUAAUCAACUUUUUUUCAUACGCCGGAUCCAGGACUAUCAGUUUUUACAUUGUAUAUUUUCGUUUUAACAUAAUUUUUAUGUUGCAUCUUCAUUUCUUGCAUUUUUUUAUUAAAAUAUUUGUAUAUAUUUAUUAUGAUAGUUGUAUAUAAUUUUUAUGUAACAUAAAGUAGACACUGUAUGUACUGUUUAGUUUUGUACCGAAUUUCUUGUUCUCUUGUACAUAAUAAAAGUUAAUAUAAACUGGAUUAACUCAA